AUGGGGUAUGCGACCGUUAACGAGAGCACGUUCUAUGUCCAUGGAGGAUUCACCUAUCGUGCUCAGGGUACAGGGUCCGCAAGCGUUCUCACCAACCAAAUGUUCGACUUGGAUCUGACUGUCCCCUGGACCAACACCAGACCAGCGUGGCGCAACGUCAGCCCUUCCGACUCGCCCAAUAUUACCUGGCAUUCCUUGUCGGUCACCAACGAUCAAGCACAACUCUUCCUGUGGGACUCGCCUAGCGGAGGCGCUUUUUCAACCUUCGACAUCCAAACCGCCUCAUGGACCCCAAGUUAUCCUGUCUCGAAUGGCUACAAGGCGAACGGACUCCGGAGUGCAGUGAAUCAAGUUACCGGUAUGGUCAUUGUCCCUAGUGCACUUACUGAGGGAACGGAAACGUUUGAGACAGCUCCUCCGAUCACGGCAACAUUGUCCUACACAACCUCAACUAUGCCUGCCGAGAUUGCUGGUCUUACCCAUUACACCUUUGUCUGGUCGACUCUACGUUCUGCGAUGCUGCUCUAUGGUGGACAUUCUAAUACCACUCGGCCUAACCCUGUACUUCGCCAAAUGGUGGUCUUUGGAGGAUGUGACAUCGGAGUGAACUCAAAAUCUGACAUCUUCAUCCUGGACGUCCAGACGAUGACCUGGACUCAAGGAACAUCUGCGUCCGAAAAUGAUGCACGCUGCAACAUGGCCUGCACUGUCAGGGGCGACUACUUCAUCGUCUGGGGAGGCAACAAUAACUAUACUGUACUGCUGAAUAAUGCACCAUUGAUCUACAACAUCAGGGAAGACAAGUGGGUCACCCAGUUCUCGCCAAUCUUACCAACUGACGGGCCACCAACACCAAGAUCAUCGACAACGUCUGGUUCAACCCCAGGACCUACAAACUCAACAUCGAACACCACCACCCCUUCAGGCCCCAACACAGCAGCGAUAGGCGGAGGAGUAGCGGGCGGUAUGGUCGUUUUGGGACUUUUAGCGUUCCUCUUUUACCGGAGACGCAAGCAGGUCAUCUCCAAGAUUGAAUAUAAAUCGGAUUCCUCCGAGACGCCAUUGGACGGCUCUGCUCAUCAUGCUCCUCCUUCUGCCACCCGACACGACAUCGAGUCUCCACCUUAUCCACCCAACCAAUCUUUGUCCGCUUUAUCUCCACGCCCACUGCAACCACGUCCUGUAAGCAACCAACACGACUACAUUGGCAUGAAAUCCAUCGUCCAGGCCGAACCUUUCGCAUCCUCUGCCAACCACUCCGGCCAAAGGAAUUCCUUCCUCCUCCGCAGCCCACAGGGGGAGAAUGUUUAUGCUGACAAUGACGGUAUUAACGGCAAAGAACCGUUUGCCUAUGGUAACGAUAUCGACAAGGAUAACAACCAUCGCAAUCCCCCGUUAUUCGGACCUCGGAACCCUCAAGAGUACAUGCCGGUAGCAACAAAGAAACCUCAAGACCCUCAAUACCAACCUAUGAGCCCGACUUCAGUCGCCCGGGAGUUAUGGGCUUACCCUCAGCGGCCUAAUGAACCUCAGGGCGACGGAACGAAUGUCGCGGUCGUUAGCAGCGGCGCUGGUGGAGGAGAUGGUGGUGAUGGUAUGGAUGGGCUGGAUUUGAGGCAGCAGAUUGCAUAUAUCCAGGCACAGAACCAGGAUAUCGAGCGUAUGAGGAUAGAGCAACAGCAGAUGUUGCGUAAACUACAGGACCGACUCGAUGGGCAAGGAAAGAGCGCCUAA
Linnemannia hyalina is the source of this 1734-nucleotide messenger RNA. NCBI's taxonomy places the organism in Eukaryota, Fungi, Mortierellomycota, Mortierellomycetes, Mortierellales, Mortierellaceae. The record is from the annotation of a GenBank genome assembly.